Cololabis saira (Pacific saury) is the source of this 1394-nucleotide messenger RNA. It is a transcript of the gene pitpnab, whose product is annotated as phosphatidylinositol transfer protein, alpha b. Gene Ontology annotation, biological process: phospholipid transport. NCBI's taxonomy places the organism in Eukaryota, Metazoa, Chordata, Actinopteri, Beloniformes, Belonidae. The transcript is spliced from 12 exons. Gene Ontology annotation, molecular function: phosphatidylinositol transfer activity; phosphatidylcholine binding; phosphatidylcholine intramembrane carrier activity. Bases 196 to 1008 code for a protein of 270 amino acids. The record is from RefSeq and is a predicted model, not a curated record. Gene Ontology annotation, cellular component: cytoplasm.
GCGCCGCGGCCCCGAUCAGGAAGUGAAUGUGACGGAAACUGUGGAGGUAUAGGAUGCCAUAGAGGGGGGAGAGGUGGGAGAGAAACCGAGCGGAGGAAUAAUAAGAGACCGGAUCGGAAGGAUCGUUGCGCCGCGUCUGGGACCGUUUUGGUGCUGCUCACUGGGACAUCACACCAGGAAAAACCAGGGGGAAAAAUGCUCAUAAAGGAAUACCGAGUGAUUCUUCCCAUCUCCGUGGAAGAGUACCAGGUCGGCCAGCUGUACUCUGUGGCCGAAGCCAGUAAGAAUGAGACGGGUGGAGGUGAAGGAGUGGAGGUGCUAAAAAAUGAACCCUACGAGAAGGACGGAGAGAAGGGGCAGUACACACACAAAAUCUACCAUUUGCAAAGUAAAGUGCCGUCAUUUGUCCGAAUGUUGGCUCCGGCUUCAGCUCUCAACAUCCACGAGAAAGCCUGGAACGCAUAUCCAUACUGUCGCACAGUCAUCACCAACGAGUAUAUGAAAGAUAACUUCCUGAUCAAGAUCGAGACGUGGCACAAACCCGACCUGGGACACCAGGAAAAUGUACACGGCCUGGACGCAGAGACCUGGAAGAAGGUGGACGUCGUCUACAUCGACAUUGCAGACAGACACCAAGUGGAGCCGAAGGACUACAAACCCGAGGAGGAUCCCUGCCGGUACAAGUCGGUGAAGACCGGACGAGGGCCCCUGGGAACCGACUGGAAGAAAGAGCUUCCCAACAAGAAAGACUGCCCACACAUGUGUGCCUACAAACUGGUGACGGUCAAGUUCAAGUGGUGGGGGCUGCAGAACAAGGUGGAGAACUUCAUCCAAAAGCAAGAGAAGCGCCUGUUCACUAACUUCCACCGUCAGCUGUUCUGCUGGAUCGACAAAUGGAUUGAAUUGAACAUGGAGGACAUCCGCCGCAUGGAGGAGGAGACGCGCCGGGAGCUGGACGAGAUGAGAGUAAAGGACCCGGUGAAAGGGAUGGUGGCUCUAGAAGACUGAGGUCGUGUCAGAAUGUGAACGCUGCUGCUCGUCAGACCAGAGAACCAGAUACCAGCGGACUCACAUCCCUCUUAUCUCAACUGACACAACACCUGAGCGACGGCCCACCUCCCUCGGUACUGUCCGGUCUGAGGGCCCCCGGACCCAGUACCCCCCCGAUGUUCAGCCCGUCUCCGCCCCCGCCCCAUCCGUCCAUUAUCUGAUCCCUCCAUCACGUUUGACCAAACCCUCCGAAGCCUCCAGUAGCAACAUCCUCCCUCCUGUUCUCUCUCUGGUUCCCCCUGAAACCCGGAGCGUCGUGUCGUUGACCUCCGCAGCAGGGGGGGCUGGUGUAGAUAUUAUACAGUAUAUAUAUAAAUAUAUAUAUAUAUAUAAUGGGGAGGGGG